AGUUCAUAAUAAACACUUGGCACGAAUGCAAGCGUAAAAAAGAAGUUUUGUGAGAGUGCAAAAAAUUCUUGGCAAGCAUUAAAAAAUAAAACAAGAAAAGAAAUUAGUUGCAUUGCAGAGGAGACCAGGAAAUAAAGGAGAAAAAGAGUUUAUUGACUAGAUUUAAUGAGUGUGUCGUGAAUAGCUUUUUUAGAAGUACAGUUAGAUAAUAAUGCCUUACGUUGUUCAAAAAUCUUCAUGCGAAGUGGCUGUGUUCCUUAUUGGAAUAUGCCUAUUCAUAUUCUUUGCCGGCUUUGCUGUUUACAUCUAUUUCCAUUACAGCAGUCGAAGUACAUAUGAAAAAUCAAUCAUUGAUGCACUAUUAAGAACGGAAGAUGACGUCACAAUUAGAAGACUCAUCAGAACAUGAUGCCUAAGCAUGAUCAAAAUUAGUGAAAUUCCUUCAUGCAUUUCAAAUUUUUUUAAAUCAAAAUUAAACUUCAUUUUCUCAAUAAUGACGCCUGUCAAUCGCAGACUACAUACAACACAUGUCGCAGCAAAAAAUUUUUUUGUUUUCAAUUUCUGGAUUCAUAAAAAAAGUGUAGAUAAGAAAAACCUUAAAAGAAGUGUGAAUCAUGAAGAAAUUUAUAAACAAUGAACAAUCAGGAACAAUCAU
Molecule: messenger RNA, 655 nt
Organism: Chironomus riparius
Lineage: Eukaryota; Metazoa; Arthropoda; Insecta; Diptera; Chironomidae
Source: the annotation of a GenBank genome assembly